UUUACACUACUCUCUGAUGUAGAUAUUCUCUCCCGUUCAUUCCUUGCAUGUCUGUCCGACCCAAUGCUAUCCCCGGCAUCGCCAACAUCUCCCAGCCAUCGCCGGGCAUGACCCCUCCACGCGAGCGGGUCCCCCGAGCCUGUGAACAUUGCCGGGCCCGCAAAAUCAAAUGCAACGGUCAGCGGCCGUGCCACGCGUGUGCCCGCCAUCCCGAGCGAUGUCUGUAUCGGCCGGGGAGCAUCCGCCAGCGGAAGUCCCGUCGGGCCCCGGACCCGGCGCGGCCCCCAGCCCUACUGCCCUUACCGGCCACCCAAUCCCCCACUACUCCCAGUGACUGGUCAAACGCCAGUCUGAGCGAUGAUCCCAUUCAGUAUAAACGUCAUCAUGAGCUUCGUGCCGGUAUUGGCGUGCAAAAUCCAGAGACGGGGGCUUUUCAGUUCUAUGGUCCCUCUUCUGGAUUCUGCUUCAUCCAUCGGGUGUACCAGCGCAUCAAGCAGGGCUCCUCCUGCGAGCCACUGCUCGCUCGUCGCAGCGGCGCCAUUCCCGAUGCCAUCCAACGGUUUGGGAUGGAGCGCUUCAUGUUCGCCCGGACGGGAGACUCGGAUCCGCGACGGACCCAAUGGCCGUCGGAGAUGUUUCUCCCCCGGGAGCUGGGCGACCAGUUUAUCGAAGCGUAUUUCCGGGUCAUGCAUCCGCAAAUUCCCGUCCUGAUCCAGUCGGAAAUUGUCGAUGCGUGGACCCAGAUGUGGGAGUCGCCGGUGCGCGACCGUGGGGUCAAAAACCAGGAUAUCCUGUUCAUGGUGCUGGCCAUCGGGGCACGCGUCGCCAAUCUCAAGGGAAAGCAAUCAGCAAGCAGCGUCGAAGCGUGGGCCGAGUAUUUCUCCAGUCGAGUGUCCGAGGGGCCCAUCUUUCUGCAAGAACCGAGUAUCCGGGGCGUGCAUAUGAUGCUGUUGAAGUCAAUGUAUGCGUUGCAAAUGAUGCGUCAAAACGAUGCCUAUCUCUAUCUAGGCCAUGCCACCCGCACCUGUCUGGUAUUGGGGCUGCACCGCUCUCAAGUCACCGACGGUCGCGAUCCCAACAUGCACCGGCUGCGGUUGACCUUUUGGACGACCUUUUUCUGCGAGCGCAUCUCCUCGCUGUAUAUGGGUCGUCCGUCCAGCCUGGCCGACCGGCAGAUCGACACAGCCUAUCCCGAGGACCUCACGUAUCCCUCGGAUGGCUCCCACGCGCCCAUGCAGGAGUGCGCAUUCAUCCGCGCCAUGGCCGAGAUCUCCAAACUGGCCGACCGCGUCUCCAUCGAGAUCUACUCUCCCGCCAGCAUCAAAUGUAUGGCCGACCUGGCCAAGCUCAACCAAACCAGUCUGGAAUGCGACGCUGCCCUGCAAGCCAUCAACCCAACAUUACCCUCCUACCUACACUUCUUCGACGACGGCGUCCCGAUCGGCGAGCCCUGGCAAGAAAUCCAGCGCUUGAGCAUUGGAUUCUGCUACUAUGUCGUGCGCAUGCUCCUCUACCGUCCUGCCCUCGUCCUCACCACCUUCUUCUCCUCCGUCAGCGAAGCCCAAACCGCCACCGGCUGCGCGGAACUCCAAGCCUGCAUCAACGCCUCCACCUCGGCUGCCUGUAAUCUAAUCCAUCUGGCCCACGACGUCUACUUCCGUCGCUUCCCCGACAUUCGCUACGACGGGGCAUUAGCCUCGUUUCUGAUCUCCGCGUGUCUCACAUUACUCUACAACGUGCUGAAUCUAGGCACUGACCCGGAACGCGCCCGGAAAACAUUCACCGUUAUCGAAAAAGCCAUCAAAUGCUUAGAUGAGAUUGAACACACUGGGUACACUUCCGGCAAAGCAUUAAGCUUGGAUCUGAUGAAGGUUGCCAAGCAGGCGGUCUACGCGGCGGAUCCGGUGGUGGAUACGAAUCAGGUCUUGAUGGAUGAGUUUCCGUGGUUAGAGGAUUGGGCGUCUGCGGUGGCUAGAGAGGGGAAUCUCGAUCCGUCCCUGUAUGCGCUCCCUCAGGCGGAAAUGCCGGUUAUCGGGGCGUUGGAGGGCAAUGGGGCCGGUUGGAUUGAGUCGGAGGGUAAUUAUUUGUGGGCGGGGAAUGGAUUUGCUCCGAAUUCCAUGCCGGGGUGCUUCUUCUAGGGGGAUACAAACACAAAAUAGAGCAGGGAUAGACAGCACAGACACAAUAGAUUAAUCCCCAACCGGCGCUUAUUCCAACUCUAUCUCAGCGCCACGUUGGGGUCGGUGAAACGUUGCACUGCGUCCGUUCAGCCCUAACCAAGUCUCCUCCAAUGCAGACUCUGUCUUAACCGCCAGGAAUCCUGGCGCGGUCCGAGCUCCAUGGCGAGCCCCAUCGCGAG
Molecule: messenger RNA, 2359 nt
Organism: Aspergillus sclerotioniger CBS 115572
Lineage: Eukaryota; Fungi; Ascomycota; Eurotiomycetes; Eurotiales; Aspergillaceae
Product: Zn(II)2Cys6 transcription factor
Exons: 4
Coding region: 48-2138 (696 amino acids)
Biological process (GO): DNA-templated transcription; regulation of DNA-templated transcription
Molecular function (GO): zinc ion binding; DNA binding; DNA-binding transcription factor activity, RNA polymerase II-specific
Source: RefSeq, a predicted model, not a curated record